This is a messenger RNA of Nicrophorus vespilloides, 799 nucleotides long. RefSeq lists its product as uncharacterized. The record is from RefSeq and is a predicted model, not a curated record. NCBI's taxonomy places the organism in Eukaryota, Metazoa, Arthropoda, Insecta, Coleoptera, Silphidae.
GGGGAAACGGAUAGGAUACAACAAAAAACCGCUGUGCCAGUAGGAACGCGAAAUCUGGCCUGUAGUGUGCGUUGCUCGAUUACGGCGACUGUUUGUGACUCAUUUUGACAUUCGUACCAUAUACAAUAUUCUUUCCUUCAAUACAUACAUACAUAACGCUGUAUUAUCGAGAGACCUGUGCACGGGUGGAAUAGAGAUAGAGAGUGACAACGAGUCAAAGCGCAGGAGAUGCACACCGAGUCCCGCUUCGUAUGCGAAUGACACGGACUAAAAACAAAUUGCUUACAUGUUAUACUAUAUUUAUUUAUUUUUUCAAAUAUAUCCCAGAGUACAAAUAAACAUAUCAGUGUGAUAUCAAAUUAAUAUAUAUAUUGUUGCCAGACAACAAUAUUAGAUAUAUUUCUAUUGUACAUAUUAAAAAGCUAGUAUAUUUUUUGCUAAGCGUUAGACAACAGAGCGUUAUUUUAGUAUCAAGCAACAAUAAACAAAAACAACGAAGCAAGUUCAAAGUGUGUUCAAUUGUUUUACCACCCGUGCUGUGAUAUCAUCAAUCAGAAAAAGAGACCCUUCGAUACGAGUGCGAGUGCUGUAAUCCCAAACAGAAGAAGAUCGUCAGUGGUUCAUAAGCCAUGGCCAACAGGGAUGAUUAUUUGACCGAGUACCGGCAGUUCUUCGAGGCCUUCGCCCAAACUGUUAACCCCAACGAACAACUACCUGUUAAAUUGGGCAGUUACAAGUUCAUCAACUUGGAGGUCGUCGGAGGUAUCAUCGACUGGACCACCCAAUACCUAACAGAGAA